AUGGAUAUACGCGAUUUUGCCCCUUUUCUGGUCAUAUCCAUUGGCUUCUUCCUGGCUGUCCUCGUCAGCUACGCUAUAUACCGGGUUGUCUAUAAUAUCUUCUUCCACCCUUUACGCGAUUGGCCUGGCCCACGCUGGGCUGCAGCUACCGACUUUUUCAAGCUUUGGAUCCUACACACCAAGCAAGCUCACACGCUAGGAAUCAAGUAUCAUGCCCGCUACGGGCCAGUGGUGAGAGCUGCCCCCAACCUCCUUGCUGUAGAUGACCCUCGGCUACUGCCGAUGAUAUACCAUCGACGCGCAAACAAGACUGAUGUCUACACUACGGGCGUACUGGGUGACUUGGCUCCCCCUUUCCAGACAAUUGACUGGAAAGACCAUGCUCGAAAGCGCAAACGUGUGGCCUCGUCAUUCCUGCUCAGUAAUCUAGUGAAGCUCGAGGGACAGGUAGAUGCCCGCAUCAUGGAGUGGACAGGAGCGCUGGCCUCCCGCUUUGCGGACACGAGCAAGAGCAUGGACUUUGCCGCUUGGUCGCAGUGGUUUGCUUACGACACCAUUUGCCAGCUAUCCUUUGGAGAACCGCUAGGUUUUGUCCGCGAAGCGCGUGAUGUGUUCAAUCUCAUCAAGAACUUCCACGACAUGGCCCCCUUUGCUGCCGUCGUAGGGGCUCUACCUUGGUUUUGUGCACCUGUUUUGCAGAGCCCCAUCACUAAGUGGUUGUUCAUGCCGCGACCGGGCGAUAGCUCUGGUACCGGAAAGAUUAUGGCAUUCCGAGACGCUCUAUUGGAGGACAGGCUGCGUGAUCCAGACCGUCAUCAUGAUGGAAGCUUCUUGGAUAAUAUUAUAGCAGCUAAGAACGAGGAUGGUACCUCCAUCACCAUUGAAGAAGUGAAGACUGAGUGCUUUGUUCUUAUGGUGGCGGCCUCAGACACCACUGCGGCCUUCUUCUGCGGCUUUGUGCGUUAUGUCCUCCAGACACCUGGCGUUUGCGAUAAAUUAAUGGCAGAGAUUGACGACUUCCAAGCGCGGGGUCUCCUCUCGGAUCCCGUGCCAACCUUUGAGGAGAUCAAGGCUCUGCCGUACUUUGAAGCAUGCCAUCGUGAGACUCUGCGCUACCAACCAUCGACGCCAAUGAUCAUCCCUCGCUAUGUCAGCGACGGUGGCCUCGAGCUAUAUGGCCGCCAUGUCCCAGCUGGCACUGAGAUUGGAGCCAAUCCCUAUGUGGUCCACAGAAAUAAAGAAGUAUUUGGCGAGGAUGCCGAUUGUUUCAACCCCGAACGGUGGCUUAAAGAUCCCGAUACUGCGCGAGAAAUGGAUAAAUGUAUCCUUACGUGGGGAUAUGGCCCUCGCGUUUGUCUGGGUAAGAACAUUGCUCUGCUCGAGACAUACAAGCUCCUGAUUCAGGUAAAUUCCAAUUGUGAUCCAAUUAGUCUGACAUUAUACUGA
Messenger RNA from Clonostachys rhizophaga, 1446 nucleotides. NCBI's taxonomy places the organism in Eukaryota, Fungi, Ascomycota, Sordariomycetes, Hypocreales, Bionectriaceae. The record is from the annotation of a GenBank genome assembly.